GCAUCGCACGCACGGGGCGGCCCUUCAAUUAAACAUCUUAGCGACUACCCGCCAACCUACUAACGACAAAUCUCUAUAUCCGACAACUUGCCAAACGGACUCUCCAAAGCCAUCCCCGACCCUGCCAACUCCGCCCCCGCCCAUUUUAAAACUUCGUUAAAACCCCCGCCUCAUCUCCUGCCCUUCUCGCAGACAAUGGCUUCCAUCGAAUCCUUCGAAGAAGAAUCCAAUCCGGUCUACGACGCCGACUACGACCCCCGGAGCGGCUUCUGCCGCCGCUCCAGCAUCUACCGCUCCCUCCACCGACUCGGCCCCCGCCACCGGAUCCCCGCUGACCUUGCCCUCGAUGCCGCCACCUUCGUCCUCUCCCUCUUCCCCUCUCCCGGCAUCGCUGACGAUAAGCCUGCCUUCAUCGACUCUGUCACCGGACGCUGUCUCACCUUCUCUCAUGUCCGCUGCUCUGCCCUCUCCCUCGCUGCCGCCCUCCACCAUGGCCUCGGUCUCCGCCGUGGCGACGUCGUCCUUGUUCUAUCUCCCAACUCAGUGCUUUAUCCUGCCAUCAUCCUCGGCGUCCUUGCUGCUGGCGCGGUCAUCACCACCGCCAAUCCCCUCAACACCGCCGCCGAGGUCGCUCGCCAGGCCCGUGACUCCGGCGCCGUGUUUGCCAUCGUGGCACCGGAGGAGGCCCACAAGGCCGCCGCUGCUGACAUCCCCAUCCUCCUCACCACCCGCUCCCCAGACUCCGACGGGCCCCUCUCGGCGGAGGAGCUUAUGGAGGAUGGCGACCCAAUGGCAGCCCCGCAUCCAGAGACUGCCCAAUCCGAUGUGGCGGCAGUGCUCUACUCGUCGGGGACGACAGGACCGAGCAAAGGGGUGGUGCUGACGCACGGCAACCUCAUCGCGAUCACUGCCAUGGUGCGAUGGGUGGCGGAGGCAAGCGUGCCGGCGAGGGACAGUGUUGAUGUGUACCUGGGAUUCGUCCCGAUGUCCCACAUAUAUGGCCUGGCAUUCUUUGCGCUAGGGCUGCCAGCGGCAGGGGCGACCACUGUAGUGAUGCCGCGGUUCGAGCUUGGGGCAGCGAUGGCAGCGGUGGCAGCACACGGGGUGACCAACAUCCCUGCAGUGCCGCCUGUGGUGUCGGCAAUAGCCCGAUACAGUGGCAGUGGAUCAGGGUACGACAUGUCGGGGCUGAGGAGGGUGGGGACGGGUGCAGCGGCACUGGGUGCGGCAGCGGGGAGGGAGUUCCGGAGGAAGUUUCCUUGGGUGGAGUUGAGGGAGGGGUACGGGCUGACGGAGAGCGGCGGGGCUGCUACAUUUGCAGUGGCAGCGAAAGCAGGAGCGGUGGGGAGGCUGCUGCCGGGGAUGGAAGCAAAGGUGGUAGGGCCUGCGGCAGAGGAGCUGGGACCUGGGAUGAGGGGGGAGCUGUGGCUGAGGGGGCCCACCGUGAUGAAGGGAUACCUGGGGAACGAGGAGGCCACGGCGGAGGCUCUGGUCGGAGACGGGUGGCUGAGGACGGGGGAUCUGGUGUACGUCGACCAGGAUGGGUACUUGUACGUCGUAGAUCGGCUAAAGGAGCUCAUCAAGCACAACGGUUACCAGGUUGCUCCUGCAGAGUUGGAAGCCCUGUUGCUCACACAUACUCAUAUAGUUGACGCUGCAGUAGUCCCGCUGGAAGAUGAGGAAACAGGGCAAGUACCUAUGGCUUAUGUGGUCAAAUCACCUCAAAGUGGACUUACAACCGAUGGAGUCAUUCAAUUCAUUGCUUCUCAGGUGGCUCCCUAUAAGAAGAUCAGAAAGGUUGCCUUCAUAGAAAGUAUCCCAAGGUCAGCAGCCGGAAAGAUAUUAAGGAAGCAAUUGGUGGCUCAAAACCAACAGGCCAUCACUUCGAAAUUGUAGCAUCUUCCUUCUUCAUACAAGUCCCUCCAGCAGCAGCAGUAUGUGC
Ananas comosus (pineapple) is the source of this 1942-nucleotide messenger RNA. Its product is annotated as 4-coumarate--CoA ligase-like 5. Gene Ontology annotation, molecular function: CoA-ligase activity. The coding region runs from base 196 to 1896 and encodes 566 amino acids. The transcript has 4 exons. Lineage: Eukaryota; Viridiplantae; Streptophyta; Magnoliopsida; Poales; Bromeliaceae. The record is from RefSeq and is a predicted model, not a curated record.